Molecule: messenger RNA, 4788 nt
Organism: Homarus americanus (American lobster)
Lineage: Eukaryota; Metazoa; Arthropoda; Malacostraca; Decapoda; Nephropidae
Exons: 8
Coding region: 854-4171 (1105 amino acids)
Cellular component (GO): extracellular region
Molecular function (GO): chitin binding
Source: RefSeq, a predicted model, not a curated record
GUGGAUCUCUGUGAACACUUAAAGCACAAAGGUGUGGGAAAGUCUCCUCCCCUGUAGUGCUGUUGUCACACGAGCUGUACGAACUCAGGUGUGUGUGUGUGUGUGUGUGAGUGAGUGCGGUGUGACGGGCUGAGGUGUGGGGUGACGGUGGUGUGUGUGGGGGUCCUGCCUAGCUGACCACACAGAAAAACUUAUAUCAUUUCUGUAAACCUGAGUGAAGUUGUCUCCUCCAUUUGUCGUAAACUCAUAUAAUGAGAGUAAACGUUAAAUACAGCACUGUAGAAGAACAACAUACGAAUACAUUAGUCGUCAUAAACCAAGAAAAAGAACAAAACUAAUAGAAAAUUAAUAAGCAAUACGAGCAAAGGACAAGAAAAUUAGAUAUUAGUUGACUGAAAAUGGAAGCUAUAAGGUAACAUUAAAUUAGUCGACGUUACUAGAAUAAACAGACAGCAAAUUAAAAUUCUCCGCAAAUCUCACAAGUCACAGCGGCGGCGUCGAGAGAAACAUCCAAACAAGCAGAGCGGGAGUGUGUCCAGCACAAGUUCCGGGAGCGGUACAAAUAGAGGCGCGAGACGAGUAAACAAGCUCAUCCACACAAUAAAGACGAGAGGCUCUGACAGGGCUUGGCGCCGCCGGAUAGAAAGUGUAGUCAUACACCUUAUACACACGAGGGUGACGUUAACGAGGAGAGCCACGGUGAAGGAGGAAACAAGUGACGAAGACAAGGAAGAGAAAAGAAAACAUAAGGCGAGUGAGAGAAGAGGAGGGAGGUUCUCCUCCCCUGUAGGGCCGGAGGGCAGAAGGUUCGGGGUCGCACUGGAGAAAGUGGAACGGACACGCCCCCUCCACCAUGACGAUGUUGUUGCUGCUGCUGCUGCCCCUGCGUGACUCGAUGGUGGCGGCGACGUUGGUGGUGGCCGCCCUCACCUUCCAGUUGGCUGAGUGUGGGAGCGGGUCGGUGGAGCGUCUGCUGUGGUCGCUGCAGGAGACUAUGCAAGGUGGACCUCGGUCAUCCCAGCUCUCUGAGGCACUCAAGCACUUCAAGAGUUUCUCCUGCACGGCGCGUCAGGAUGGCGUCUAUCCCGACUUGGCCUCCGGCUGCUCCCUCUAUUAUAGGUGUCUGCAUGGGGCGGUGUACUCGUACUCGUGUCCGGCCGGUGAGGCCCUGGACUACGGCAGUGAGGAGUGUCGCCCGGAAGGGGAGGUCACCUGUCCUCCCCUGCCCCCCACCUCCCAGCCCUGCCACAACCAGACCAGCGGUUACUACCCUGACUACGUUCAGGGCUGCAGGGCUUACUACAGGUGUAUCAACGGGAGUGUGUCGGGACGAUGGUGGUGUGACGACGGGGCGCUGUGGGACGCCUCCACGGGGUCCUGUGGGAAAGGUCCUCGCUUAGUAUGCUCCCCUCCCUCCUGUUGGGGACUUCCCGACGGCCCACACCCUGCUCCUGCGACCUCCUGCACCUCCUACUUCACCUGCAGCGACGGCGUCAGGACCGACCAUGUUUGCCCCUACAACACUAUAUUUGAUUACUCUUUAAAGCGGUGUGUGGCCAGCACGUCGUCUGUGUGCUACGAGCAGGUGUGUGACGGGCGAGUGAACGGCCUGCACGCUGCCCCACAUGCACCAUGCCACUCUUUCUUCCGCUGCUUCAACGGCGCUCUUGUCAAGCUGGAGGAGUGUCCACGACACCAGGUGUUCGACGGCCGUCGGUGUAUCUCAAGUAGUAACUUCUCUUGCUGGGGUGAGGGCCGGGGGACCUGUGAGGGACGAGACGAUGGAUUUCACGUGGCCUCCGAUUCUGACUGUCGUGGGUUCUUCGUGUGUCGCCACCAGCAGUUUAUCCGCUCCUUCAUAUGUUCACCUGGACUUGUUUUCAAUGGUCGGGAGUGUGUGGAUGACCAAAACUCUAUCUGCACCUCUCGGCCGCGCCUCCCAGACUGCACUACCAAGAUUGAUGGGUACUAUACUCUCGAGAAGACUGGCUGCAAGACAUUUUUCUAUUGUCGAGGAGGAAGCAAGCUGAGCGAGCACACGUGUCCAGGUAGCCACGUGUUCAACGGGGAGCAGUGUGUGGACCCUAUGUUGUACCCGUGCCCAGGCCGAGCAGGCCUUCAACACCCGAGAAACUUCACCAACAGAGUCGUCCGAUCUCGAAGAACACGUGAUGCUGACUGUGGUUCACACCCCAAUGGUUACUACCUUGACGUAGCCUCCCACUGUACGCAUUUCUUCUACUGCCGUGGAGGGACAAAGGAGUUGACUCAGUCUUGUCCUUCUCAGCAGAAGUUUAAUGGCCACCGCUGUGUACCAGAAGAUGACUACCAGUGUCCAGUCAUUCCUGGUGCACCAGAGUGCACCUUGCGAGGCGAUGGAGUCUAUCAAGACGUACAAGAAUCUUGCAGUUCAUAUUACCAGUGUAUCUCUGGCGUCAAGAUGAGAUACAAGUGUCCCGAGGGUCAACUUCACGACGGACAGGUGUGUCGGGCGGCCUCACAGGUGUACUGCCCGUCCUCAACGCUCUGCUACUACCGCGACAACGGCAACUUUGUAGAUACUGAUCGAGGGUGCCAAGGCCACUUCCUCUGUCAGAAUGAGACGCUAAUGUGGUACCGUAUGUGUGGCCUUGGUGAGGUUUACAACGGGCAGGAGUGUGUACCACACUUUUUCUACACUUGCCCAAGCGGCGUCGACACAGCUUGUGUGGCCAAAGCUGACGGGUUCUACCAGGACCUAUUAUCAGGGUGCCGGCAGUACUACAGGUGCAGCGACGGCGUGCAGCUGCAGAAGCAGGAGUGCCCCCGUAGUAUGGUGUUCAACGGUGUGGCCUGCGUCAGACACUCGGCCUACGUAUGUCCUGCUGAUGGCGCUAAGGACUGUGGAUCAAACCAGCGGGGCUUCUUCCAGGACGUCCAGUCAGGCUGCAGCAGGUACUACUACUGCUACGACGGUCGGAAGUUCUACCAGAAGUGUCCAGAUGGCAAAGUGUUCAACGGCCACACUUGUGUACUCAGCAGCCAGUACCGAUGUCCUGUGUAUCCGGUGGCAAGAGGAGGUGAAUGUAGCGGCGUCGAUGGCUACUAUCCUGACCUCAGCACUGGGUGUAGCAGCUUCUACUACUGCCGCUCUGGUCGUCGCAUCAAUUAUACGUGUACUGAGGAUCGAGUUUUCAAUGGUGUUCAGUGUGUACCCAAGAAUCAAUUUAGCUGCCCGACCAUUUCCUCUUGUAAGAACAAAAUCAACGGAUUCUAUCAAAACAUCUUAUCCAGAUGUCGUAAAUACUUCUACUGUUACAGCGGUUUCAAAUAUGAGCACACGUGUCCAGGGAAUCAGGUGCACAACGGCAGGACCUGCGUGCCGGCCUCCACCUACACCUGCCCGAGCGUCACAGAGGACCGUGACUGUAUGGGUAAACACACAGGUUAUUAUCCUGAUACAGCGUCUCUGUGCCAGAAAUAUUACAUCUGUGGAGACGGAGUAAAGUUACAGACUCUGACUUGUCCCCAAAACCAAGUCUUCAAUGGCCACUCUUGUGUACCUUUCUACAGCUACUCGUGUCCGUAUCCUUGGAAGAAUCCCCAAGAUCAUCAAAAUAUAAUAAAUGUUCCGUCACAGCAGUUAUUGUCCUCGGAGGAUGAAGAGAAGGGUGAACUUAGGUCUGUUUAUGACCCUACUCUCGUGUCCUCGGCCCAAGUUGUAGUCUCAAAAUCAGAGCCGUCAGUAGACCUACAAGUUUUCCAUGAUAACAGUCGGCAUGAUAUACCAGAUGAAUCUAAAGACACACUUCUGCCAGCUGAGUAUGCAUGUUUAAAUCUCCCUCGUGGAAGUUACUCCAGUAUAGAUGCUCAGUGUCAGCGGUUUCUGGAGUGUGGUGAGCGCCCGAGGUGGCUCAUGUGCCCGUCACCCCAGGUCUUCAGCCCCGUAAGUAAUGCAUGUGAGCUGCCAAGUCACGUCACCUGUCCCACUCAUAACCCAUGCCAGGACUUGGAUGACGGCAUCUAUGGCGAAACAGAGAGCCAGUGCCGUGCCUUCUACACCUGCCGUAACAAACACAUACACUUGGUAACUUCAUGUCCUGAGGGCCAAGCCUUUAGCCAAGUUGAGGGAAAAUGCCAGGAAGCAGGUCAAGUUGUGUGUGGUGGAGGGACUUUUGUAGCUGCCACGUAGCAAACACUGUUGUCUCCCGUCACCUCAACACACACCCAUUUUCCGUCCUGCACAACCUCAGGCCCUCCCUUCUUGCCACAUCGAUACGUCAUCUAUGCUUGAAUUUACCGAAGAGUUUGCUUCCAUUGUUUAUCGUUUAGGAUAGUAGCCUGUGUUCUGGUGAAGGUGUGGCGUCGCGGCCGUUACUGGCGCUUCCUCAGGCAUAUUGUGCUGCUGGCUGGUGAUCAGCCCCGGGCGUGGACCUCUGGCUGGUUUGGUCAGGUGGUGACGCCUCUAAGGGUAUCAGCCGUGCGGCGGCCUGGCGGGUCCAGUAGGCAGGUGCGUCAUACCAUGGCAGUAGCCAGCAUGUUAGAAACGUUUGUAUAGUACAAGCCAAACUUGUAGGCAGUUUUCUGCCCAGCUACAGUCUGUAUAACUAUAUUGUAAUGAUGAUUACUAUUUGUACUUUCUAUGAAAGACUGCUAUAGAUGUUUCGUGUUUACUAAUAGUGUCAAAGGUCAAAUAUAUUUUUCCAUUUCGUGUAUGACCAUAACCAAAAAUAUAUUAUGAUACACUUGUAAAUGUUCAUUGUAUUGUGUCUUUGUGGUCAUCGUCUAAUAUUUAUUCUUCUUGUCAAA